GAUUGAAUGCCGAAUUUUAUCCCAAUAUCUUUCACUCGUAGGCUUCUAGAUUCUUUUAUACGUCGUCUGCCUGAAGUCAUCAAUCGUUCGGUAGGAAGCCACAACCUAACUUCACCUCCCCGAAGCUUCAUCGAUUCUCCGUUUCACGACAACGAAGGUUCUGAAUUGAUCUUGUGUCGACGACGCUAAACUGUUGAGAAGAUGUGGGCAGCUUCGUGUCUAGCAUCAUGCUGCGCAGCUUGCGCAUGUGAUGCUUGUCGAACUGUGGUGUCUGGAAUCAGCCGAAAAUCAGCACGUAUUGCUUACUGCGGUCUCUUUGCGCUGUCGUUGAUUGUUGCCUGGAUUCUUCGCGAGGUUGCGGCUCCACUUAUGGAGAAGAUCCCUUGGAUCAAUUAUUUUCAACAAACUCCUGACAAGGAAUGGUUCCAAACUGAUGCCGUGCUGCGAGUUAGUUUGGGAAAUUUUCUGUUCUUCACUAUUCUAGCUGUUCUAAUGAUUGGUGUGAAGAACCAAAAGGAUCCUCGUGAUAACUUGCAUCAUGGUGGAUGGAUGAUGAAAAUAAUCUGUUGGUGUCUCCUAGUAAUCUUGAUGUUUUUCCUUCCUAAUGAAAUGAUCAGCCUUUAUGAGGCAACCUCGAAGUUUGGUGCUGGAUUAUUUCUUUUUGUUCAAGUUGUGCUCUUGCUGGAUUUUGUUCAUGGGUGGAACGACAAAUGGGUUGGGUACAAUGAGCAGUUCUGGUACGUUGCUCUGUUCGUCGUGUCACUCAUCUGUUACGUGGCAACCUUGUCCUUCUCGGCUCUUCUUUUCCAUUGGUUUACACCAUCCGGACAAGAUUGUGGGCUCAACAGCUUUUUCAUUGUGAUGACCCUUAUUUUUGCAUUAGUUUUUGCAAUAGUGGCUCUACACCCAGCGGUCAAUGGUAGCAUUUUGCCAGCGUCAGUUAUAUCACUUUACUGUAUGUACCUGUGUUAUAGCGGACUUGCUAGUGAACCCCGGGAUUAUCAAUGCAAUGGCCUUCACAAGCAUUCCCAAGCUGUUUCAACAACUUCACUCACCCUUGGGCUUCUUACUACUGUACUCUCUGUUGUCUACUCUGCUGUUCGUGCUGGUUCUUCUACAACUCUACUCUCCCCUCCCAGUUCACCCCGUGCAGGUGCUGGAAGGCCCUUACUUCCACUAGACAAAGUUGCUGAAGAGGAAGAGAAGGAAAAGGCUAAGCCAGUUAGUUACUCUUACUCGUUCUUCCAUAUCAUCUUCUCUCUCGCUAGCAUGUAUUCGGCCAUGCUUUUGACUGGGUGGACCACUUCAGUUGGGGAAAGUGGUAAGCUCGUAGAUGUGGGGUGGUCAUCUGUUUGGGUCCGCAUAGUCACUGGAUGGGCAACUGCAGCUUUGUACAUAUGGUCCUUGGUUGCUCCAUCUCUGUUCCCUGAUCGAGAGUUCUAAGUGGCAAUUGGUAUGAUUUUAUCCGGAGCUCAUGUUUCUAGACGUGUUUCUAAUGCUUUAAAGCAGCGUUGUGAAUAAUGUUAAAUUUGGUUGGCAUGUGUAUUAGUAAUUGUUGAGUGCCUUGUAAAUUAAAGAUUGAAAUAAGUUGCAAAUUGUUUGAAAAAAUUAUAUGCUAUUGGACGAGGCACUUAGU
Molecule: messenger RNA, 1636 nt
Organism: Beta vulgaris subsp. vulgaris (sugar beet)
Lineage: Eukaryota; Viridiplantae; Streptophyta; Magnoliopsida; Caryophyllales; Amaranthaceae
Exons: 7
Coding region: 202-1443 (413 amino acids)
Cellular component (GO): membrane
Source: RefSeq, a predicted model, not a curated record